Messenger RNA from Seriola dumerili (greater amberjack), 3784 nucleotides. Its product is annotated as rho-related GTP-binding protein RhoA-D. The transcript has 5 exons. The record is from RefSeq and is a predicted model, not a curated record. NCBI's taxonomy places the organism in Eukaryota, Metazoa, Chordata, Actinopteri, Carangiformes, Carangidae. Gene Ontology annotation, molecular function: GTPase activity; GTP binding. Gene Ontology annotation, cellular component: neuron projection. Gene Ontology annotation, biological process: small GTPase-mediated signal transduction. Bases 119 to 700 code for a protein of 193 amino acids.
ACUGCAGCAAGAAGUGAGUGAGUGUGUGUGUAUGUGUGUGUGUGUUUGCCGCGAUCAAGAGGAAAGAGCAAGCGGGGAUUAAUAUUUAUAAAAACCUCUCAUCUGGCUGACGACAGAGAUGGCAGCCAUUCGGAAGAAGCUGGUGAUUGUCGGGGAUGGAGCUUGUGGAAAAACAUGUCUCCUAAUUGUUUUCAGUAAAGAUCAGUUUCCUGAAGUCUACGUCCCGACAGUGUUUGAGAACUACAUCGCUGAUAUCGAGGUUGAUGGAAAGCAGGUGGAGCUGGCACUGUGGGAUACCGCAGGCCAAGAGGACUACGACAGGCUGAGGCCUCUCUCUUACCCCGACACAGAUGUCAUCCUCAUGUGCUUCUCCAUCGACAGCCCUGACAGUUUAGAAAAUAUUCCUGAGAAGUGGACGCCUGAGGUGAAGCACUUCUGUCCCAAUGUUCCCAUCAUCCUGGUGGGGAACAAGAAGGACCUGAGGAACGAUGAGCACACACGGAGAGAGCUGGCCAAGAUGAAGCAGGAGCCGGUGAAGACAGAAGAAGGCAGAGACAUGGCCGGCAGGAUCAGUGCUUUCGGCUACUUGGAGUGCUCUGCCAAGACCAAGGACGGCGUGCGGGAAGUGUUCGAGAUGGCCACUAGAGCGGCGCUGCAGGUCCGCAAGCGCAAGAAGAGAAGCGGCUGCGCACUGCUGUGAGCUGUUCAAACACCGUAAAAUCAACUGACCAACAGGAAGAAAAACAAAACACAUGAAAAAGGACUGACCUUUUACCAAAUGGCAUCUUCGUACUGUAUCUCGAAUUCCACGAUAACAGGCAGACAGAUGAAAUGAACGCAAACACACCUAAUACAGGAAAAUGGACUUUGUCAUUAUUACAGCUGUGGUUAGAAAUUGAUGUUUAAAGUUCCUUGUUGAUUUUGCAUUUUUUUUCCGAAAGCUGUCUAUACACAUAGAAUGUUUUCCAACUUGUUUUUUCUUUAUAUUUGUAAUGUAAUGAGGCAGUGAUAGAUGCACAUAUUUGUAUGCAACAUUGUUCUUCACAAGCUCGGGCGAGCAACAUCCUUUCUUAGCUUGUAUAAAGUCUUCAUGAAUAAGGUCUUGUCCAAACUGUCCAGACUGUCACGUUAGUAUCAGUUCUGUUUAUCAUGGUAGCAGUCAUGAUAGAAAGUGAAAGUUGAUAUCUUUUGACCAUAAGCGCUAGUGCCUUUUUUUUUUCUUUUUUUCUGUGAAGUUUGUACGUCACCAUCUACUUCUCAUGUUUGUCAGCUAGUUAACAUUUCAGCUGAGGGCCUCUCCAUUGUACUGUAGCUCAUUUUACAUGGUGAUGUCAUUGUGAAACCCAAGCAAAGCCAUAACUAAGGCUUUCAGUGCCGUUGACAACUCAUCAAGCACAACAAAUGGUUGCUUGUGUCAUUUUUUUUUUUUGUCAGCGUUCCCUCGACAUUCUCCAUUUCCAGUCCACUCACACCGAGGAUAAAGACGGUAGCUGUCUCUGUAAUGUGAUGACGGUCAACGAAGUAGUGAGUUCCCGAACUUCUGUAUGAGAUCUGAUUAUUCGCAUGCAUCCCCUCAUAACUUGUUGCUUAUCUGUGCAGUGGACCUUGAUGUCGGGAUGAGAACCGGCCAAUUGAGACACAAGCCAAUAUGACUCAACUAUGCACAAUAGCUGUUAGGAGCAACAGGGAAAUGACACAGCUGAAACAGGAAUCACAUGGAGGCAAAGGUCUGGUGAAACCUCCCUUGUUUGUUUAUUGCGGGUGAGCGAGUUCAGCUCUUCAUCUGCUACAAUGCAAAGGAGCCGGUCACGCCCACUGUAGGAAUCUGUGUGUUGGACGGGUCGGCCCAGUCAUGGAGCUGAUGUCUUGUUAGAGCUGUUAGCCUGUUGCGUGUGGAUGAUUCCAGUCGGAUGACAUUCUUUACAUGUUUUAGUGGAGCUGAGUUGUGUGUGAGGAGUUUGUCCCCCCUCCUCCCGGUGCCUUCUCUGGUCUGGUGUGCCUUUGGUUGUUCUCUCCCAGACCAGAUAGACCAGCUGCACUAUGCCAACCUGAUACUGACUGACGAGGUCCAAGAGUGACCUUUCUGAAAUGUGUCACAAAGCUCAGAUGUUUGGAUGGCUUGAAAAAUAGCAAAAAAUGUAAUUAGUUUGCUGAAGUGUAUUCCCUCACAACAUAAAUUUUAUGUAUUAAUAUCUUUAAAUGCAGUGUCAUCUUUAUUAUCUUGGCAGGUGAGCUUGAUUGCGCCAAUUUACAUCAUGCAGUUUUGCAUUGAGAGGGAAUCAUGGGAAAAUUACAAAACUUGUAACAUUACAUAUCUCACCAGAAUCACUGGGAAAACAUCUGUCUGCAGCCAGAGAGAUGCUCUUUGAUGUUUCAGAGUUGGCUAUUGCUGUUAGUUUUCAGAAAUCAACUGCGGCUAGAUGGAAAUCGGGCUCAUUGGUCUGUCUUGAUUUUGAUCAGUGUUUUGAUCAGACCUCCGUUUCCUGGCAAAUGAAGCAUUUGAUAUUUUAUGUCGCAAGUCAAAGGAGCAGAAGAUCGUUAAGGGGCUUACACUGAACUACACUUGUUGCAGCUUUUGCUCCCGUCUCCUCUCAGAACAUUCGAUUGUGAACGUGAACUGAAAAUACAACGGCUUGAUAUAGAACGCUUUAAAAGGCCCCAGCGACUGUCCUCAGGCACAGACUCUUCACUGCAUUCCUUUUCUCCGCCUCUGUUGCUCUUUCAUGUACUGCACAUUCCCUUGGUUGCAUGUUGCUGUCAGUGAGGAGGAGGGCGGAUGUUGAUAUGUGUGUGGCUAAACAAUAUCUUUGAUGUUGCAUGAAACCUCUGUACAAUGCCAGGAUGGGAACCAAACCUACUGGCUGGCAAGGUCUUUAUCUAUUAUAAUGUAAUGCAUCUUUAUUACCCUCUAUUGGCCAAGCACAUAUGCUUUAACUGAGUGAUCCAGUGGAAGAGCUAAAACUUAUAGAAUUAGUUGUAUUUUCCACGGCUCAGCUGAGGUGUAGAUGUGAAUAUUUUUUUUGUUUUUUGUUUUUGAAGAGGAAGAAGAGAGGGGGGCAUUGAUUACAAUCACACACAAGCACCAUAUUAAUGUUGUUACCUCAACUCUUUGUAGGGCGGACGCUAUGUUUUAACUCUGGACCUUAUGCAUUAUUGUGGACAACAAAUAGCACACACACACACACACUAAUAAGUUAAGAUUAAACAGAUUCAUAUCCUUUACGACUAAAUGUUUCUAGCAAUGAAAACAAAAGCCUUGAGUUAUGCGCUUCACAGUUGUGGCAUGAUGUUCAAAUUCUUGGGAAUUAGAGGUCGGCACAGAUAAUCGAAUAACUUUCACAGCUGGAAGCGCAACAUGAUGAUGAAAGCAUUCCCCUAGAGCGGCAGAGGUUCUAGUGUUGAACAUAUCACAAAGAGCAUGUACUAUACAGCUGUUAAUGUGUAUGCAGAUAAUAUUGCGCUAUAUCAAAAGUUGUCCUUAUGAUGUUGAUGCAUGCAUGAGAUAACCAUGGGUCUUACAACAAAUAGCACACACAUACAGGCACACACACACACGCACACACGCACACAUGCACACACGCAGCACAUGUCUUCGGGAACAGCUUCUGCUCAGUGUUGUGUAACUUUUUCUUUCUCUGGAAGUAUUUGAAAUUAUAAAGGAUCCAGAUUUCUAUAAAAGCUCAUUGUAAUAAUGCUUUGUAAACAGAAAAGUGUUGUAGUGAAUGUUUGAUCUGAAGUGAACAUGAACAUUGUUAUUAAUAAACUAUUUUUGAGACAAGACCGA